Drepanopeziza brunnea f. sp. 'multigermtubi' MB_m1 is the source of this 417-nucleotide messenger RNA. Lineage: Eukaryota; Fungi; Ascomycota; Leotiomycetes; Helotiales; Drepanopezizaceae. The record is from RefSeq and is a predicted model, not a curated record.
AUGUAUAUAGACUUUCUUAAGCUCCCCGAGCUUCCUGUUUCCUUUCCUCACUUUCUUAUUGAUUAUUGUCAAGAACGGAAUCAGCUCGCUUUCGCUUACGAUAAUCCAAACAAAAUUCAAGAAGCUGAAGAUAAGCUGCUUGCUUGCAAGCAAAGUACGGACGCUCUUUAUAUCUACCCCGACGCUAAUAAGAUUAUUGCGUUCCGCAAUAGUUUGAACUCAACUAUACGGACCCGUCUGAAUGGCCAAUUGACUCUCUCGACCACGUAUACCGAAUACGUGCACGUCACUCAGCAGCUUAGACGCUCUUCCGGCUCUUCCGGUCUUUCCGGCUCGUCUUACGGAUUCCUUCGACCUUCGGCUCCUCUUUUUCAGAACCGCCUUCCUAAGCCCUUGACAAAGAAGCGAGUUCUCUAA